AUGUUUGUGACGCUCGGUGUGCCAAGCCGCGCAGUCAGUAGCAAGGCGGAGAGCUACGCACAGCGCUUGCGCAUCGUAAGAACAGCACGUACACGUCUAUUCAUGUCCGCCCAAAGCGCCCGGAAGUUCUUCGUGGGUGGCAACUGGAAAUGCAACGGUUCGAAGCAGUCCGUCCAGGAGCUGUGCGAAGCGUUCAACGCUGGGAAAAACAUCGACUUUAACAGGGUCGAAGUCGUUGUCGCACCGCCAUCGGUUUAUGCCAUGUUGACGAGAUCGAUUUUGCGGCCUGAUUUCGGGGUAGCACUGCAGAACUGCUGGGUCGGAAAACCGGGAGCGUUCACCGGUGAGGUUGCGGUCGAAAUGAUCCGGGAUAUCGGGCUUAGUCACGUGAUUCUAGGGCAUUCGGAGAGGCGUCAUUUACCGGAAAUACGGGAAAGCGAUGACGUCAUUGGUCGCAAAACAAAAUACGCUAUCGACAAAGGCGUGCACGUGAUUCUGUGCAUAGGGGAACUCUUAGAGGAGCGCGAAGCCGGCCGCACCCGGGAGGUCAAUGAGCGGCAGCUCUCGGCGGUAAGGGCACAUCUCAGCGCCGACGACUGGGCCAAAGUGGUUAUUGCGUACGAGCCUGUCUGGGCCAUUGGAACUGGCAAGGUUGCGACGGCGGCUCAGGCACAAGAGGCCCACUCGGAAAUCCGCAGCUGGAUUCGUCGGCAGGUCAGCGAAGCCUGUGCGUCACAGAUGCGAAUUCUCUACGGUGGCUCGGUCACCCCGGAAAACUGUCUUGAACUUGCUGCGCAGCCUGACGUCGAUGGUUUUCUGGUCGGUGGGGCGAGUCUGAAACCCACUUUCCUCGAUAUCGUAAGGGCGUAUCAAGCGAAGGAAACCGUAAGCGUAUAA
This is a messenger RNA of Cyanidioschyzon merolae strain 10D, 897 nucleotides long. RefSeq names its product triose-phosphate isomerase. The transcript has a single exon. NCBI's taxonomy places the organism in Eukaryota, Rhodophyta, Bangiophyceae, Cyanidiales, Cyanidiaceae. The record is from RefSeq and is a predicted model, not a curated record. Gene Ontology annotation, molecular function: triose-phosphate isomerase activity. Bases 1 to 897 code for a protein of 298 amino acids. Gene Ontology annotation, cellular component: cytosol. Gene Ontology annotation, biological process: glycolytic process; gluconeogenesis; glyceraldehyde-3-phosphate biosynthetic process.